CAAUGUGACAGUUACCUAACCUCAAUCUACUCACAGGGUGUUUCUUUCGUUUUUCAUAAACCAACUGUUUAAUGCUGCCUAGCCCUUCGCUGUAUUCUUUUGCUAUUAAUGCUGCUAUCUUAUAUAGCCGCGGCAAUCUAACUGAUGGUUUUUCACUUUUAAACAUUUUACAUUACCUUUGGCCACUUUUUCUUCUUUCGGGAGCUUUUCCAGGAAUCACACCACACGUCAUCCACGGCUAUGAAAUGUCGAGUGUAACUGCUACCAACAGACUAUACAAUGUUCCUAAAUAUUUUAUUUGAAGAAAAAACCUAACUCUAGGGAUAUUUAUCGGGCUUCUACUGGAGACACUGUUGUUUUUAUGGGAGUAAUGAGAAUAGCGAGUGUCAAUAACACAGUGAUAUUUUCUGAUAUAUUUUCGUCUGUUGAUCAUUUCCAGAAUAUAUUUUCUUGUGAAUAUUUACAAAGUGUGCGAAUAGGAGCAUAAAGGAAACGACUCCAUACUGUAUGUUACUGCGACUAAGUGCACUCGUCUAGGUUCUACAAAAUACUGCUGCUUUGGAUAAUGUUUGGGUAGAGCUUCCAGAAAAUAGAGUAAGGAUGGCUCCAAUUCCUGCAGAGUAUCAGUUCGACUUCUGGGACACUGCCCCGCCUGAUAGGCCAGUAGAGGUUACUUGUCUCUUGCCCAAUGGAAUCAUUGUAUUGCUUACAGUUAAUAGCAAUGCUACCCUUGCUGAAAUCAAAGAGGAUCUAUGGGAAGAGGCAACUAAGUACCCUCUAUAUGGAAAACUACACGACAUGUCUGUCUAUAUUUUCACCUAUGUCAACUCUAUGGCAGAGAAAGAAAAGUUGACAGAUGAGUCAAAGAGGCUUUGUGAUAUCCGACCAAUAGGAGUAACUCUAAUUGUUACUGAGUGUAGGGGAGAAAAGGCUGAUGACUCCAUCAAUAUCACUAUUGGACAUCUGAUUGGGAAACGACUUCAAGAGUUUGAUGCUUUGAAUAGCAGUGAGAUAAAUGACUUUCGCUUCAAAAUGCGCAAGUUAGGCGAUGAAAUAGCUCAGAUACGCUCAAAGCAAACUUGGCUAGAGAAGCUACAUUAUCAGUUUCCGCCUAGGAUAGCCAAGCAUAGCUACAUUUUGAAAGAAACAUUGAAUGAGAAGAAAAAUAUCAAGAUUGCAUCAAAAUUUGACCAUGAGUGCAGUGUGUAUGACAUAAUGCAAAGCUCUUUUACGUUCAAUGUCUCACCCACCAUUUCUCCAAGGGAGUUAUUGGAAAUGAUCUUGGCUAAAAGAGCUACCAUAAUGAACAUUCGUACUGACAGGGCUAGUGAGUACAUAUUAAAAGUAUGUGGCCAGGAUGAGUUCUUAGUUGGUGACUUCCACAUUAUCGAGUUCCAGUAUAUACAGGAAUGUAUUUCGAAAGGAGUUACACCGACUUUGGUCACGUAUCAUGUAGACGAUGUGCCAGUGUUCAAAAUGAACGACUACGAAUGCCUGGAUCAUUUUGACAGUUCAAAGACGCGGACGACGUCAUACAGUAGCUCAAAUACCUUGAGAAAGAAAAAGAAUAUCAUAUGUUCUUGGAACAUCAAGGAGAAUUAUGUAGUGACGGUUUCUGUUGUUAGCAAACUCAAUUUGGAGCCUAAGAAGGGUUCUGAGAUUGGAAUUCAAGCUGGCAUUUUUCACGGCGGCAAGUCGCUGUGCCAACCAAAAAAGACUUCCGAUUUUCCUAUAGACGAAAAGCUAGAGUGCAAAAUGAGCUGCGAUUUGACAUUUGACAUAGAUGUGUGCAAUAUUCCUAGAAACGCCAAGUUGUGCUUUGUUGUGUAUGAGGUCAACAAAUACGCCAAAGGCACCAAGACGAAAAAGGGGAAAGAUUCUGGAAAGGACAAUUUGCCCAAUAAUCCACUAGCUUGGGCAAAUACGUCAGUGUAUGACUUCAAGGGACAAUUGAAAAGUGGGGCUAUGACUCUGUACAUGUGGGCUUUUGCCGAAGAUAUGAACUCAGAUGAUGCCUUACAUCCUUUGGGGACUGUCGUCAGCAAUCCUAAUACUGAGUAUUCUACUACUUUAACCCUGCAGAUUAAAAGUUAUGCAGCAGAUCAGCAAAUUUUGUACCCAUCAGUAGAAAUGAUGAUAAACCAUGCACAUGAGACUGAAAGUGGUAAAGAAAUGGAGGAAUAUCCAGAUGUUCAACAAUGCAAAAGACUGCUGGCCGAGAUGGACAACUUGUAUGAGGCCCAUGACCAGGAUCGUAAAAAUAUUUGGGCAUUGAAGUGUUACUGGCUAGAGAAUGAUUCCGCCGUACUUCCGAAACUGUUGUACUGUAUUGAUUGGGACAAACGAGAGGAGGUUAGCCAAGUGGUAGCAUUGUUACAACAAUGGCCCAAGUUGCCUGUAGAGAAGUCCUUAGAGCUUUUAGAUUACGCUUAUGCUGACCAGGAGGUCAGGAAAUUCGCCGUGGAGUGUCUUAAAGACGUUAGUGAUGAAGAUCUGCUGCUGUAUCUUCUUCAAUUAGUACAAGCUAUAAAGCACGAACUGUACCUAGAAUGUGAUUUAGUUAAUUUUCUAAUUAGGAGAGCUCUUAGUAAUCAGCAAAUUGGACAUUAUUUAUUUUGGCACCUAAGGUCGGAGAUGCAAGUUCCUGCGGUAUCAGUACGCUUUGGCCUUAUCCUGGAAGCAUACUGUCGAGGCACUCAAGAACACAUGAAGGUGCUGCAACGACAACUGGAAUGCUUAGAAAAGCUGAAAAAGUGUAGCGAUAUUGUAAGACAAUCCAGGGAUAAAGAAAAGGCAAAAGUGGCGAUGAAAGAGUGUUUAGGUAAAACGCAAACGGAAAUGAUCAUGAAUGACACCAGGAGUUUGCUGGAUCCAUCAUACAGGUGUACUAGGAUAAAGUUGGAGAAGUGUCGAGUGAUGGACAGUAAAAUGCGACCCCUAUGGAUCGUUUUUGAAAAUUCGGACACUUACGGUGAUGACGUAUACAUAAUCUUCAAGAACGGUGACGAUCUCAGACAGGACAUGCUUACAUUGCAAAUGAUCAAAAUCAUGGAUAGGUUGUGGAAAAGAGAAGGUUUAGACUUAAGAAUGAAUCCAUAUGGCUGCAUAUCGUUAGAAAACCGCGUCGGCAUGAUUGAAGUAGUGCUAAAUGCGGAUACGAUCGCCAAUAUACAAAAAGAAAAAGGUACUUUCACAGCGACAGCAGCGUUCAGGAAAGGGCCUAUUUUAGCCUGGCUUAAAGACUACAACACAACCGAAGCAGCAUUGAACAAGGCAGUAAAUGAAUUCACGCUGUCUUGUGCUGGAUACUGUGUUGCUACAUACGUCUUAGGCAUUGCAGAUAGACAUUCUGACAAUAUAAUGGUUAAGAAAAAUGGACAGCUUUUCCACAUCGAUUUCGGCCACAUUUUGGGUCAUUUCAAAGAAAAGUUUGGCUUUAAAAGAGAACGAGUACCAUUUGUUCUAACCCACGAUUUCGUGUAUGUUAUCAAUAAAGGCCAAAACUCGAAGGCGUUAGAAUUUAAAAUUUUCCAAGGUUAUUGUGAAAAGGCUUUCAUGAUACUAAGGAAACAUGGCAAUCUGAUAAUCUCAUUGUUUGCCAUGAUGAUAUCGACGGGGCUUCCAGAACUUAGUUCAGAAAAAGAUCUGAAUUAUCUCAGGGAAACUUUGGUGAUGAACAAAACGGAAGACGAAGCAUUGGCCCAUUUUCGUGCCAAAUUUGACGAAGCCCUGUCGAAUUCCUGGAAGACCUCGUUGAACUGGGCCUCGCACAAUAUAGCCAAAAACAACAAGGCAUAGCGAAGGCCUCACGGCCACAACAGUGGUCCUAGGGGCGGGCCCCGAAGCCGACGGAAGAGUGCCAAUAAUUAGGAUGUAAGAACCCCGGGAUGUUCUAUCGAAGAAAGUAAAUAAGGUUUUUUGUCUGGAUACUCAGUAUUGAUUGUAGCAAGGUGAUGGCCGUACUUGAUCUGGCUAAUUUUUGGAACUAACAGUUCUGCCAUGGUUAAUCAAAAUGCUGUAUCUACUGAAAUCUUGUUCGGAAAAAUCUAAUUGUGUGCCUAACUGGUACAAUAUGACAAAAACAAACAUGCUAAAGCUUAUUGUUGUAAAAGGACUAUUUUCAGAAAUCAUGGCAGUUAUGAAUGGUACCAACGUUUUUGCUACCCAGAUGCCUUUAUAAAUCUAUAAUGGGUAUGGCGAAAGUACAUGCUUUCUACAGAUACAGUACCGAGCAAAAGUGGAGAAACAUUUUAUUUUUUUAAAUAUUUUUUUUAAACUAUCAAAGUAAACUAAAAACUUAUGUUUUAUUACAACUUAAUGUAACAUGUAAUUCAAAGCUAACAUGAAAAUAAAAUUUCUGCUUUAAUAAAACUAUUAGAAAAUACAGCGAGCAAAAAUAGAGAAACAUAACAUAUAAAGCAAUUGUCGUGUACAAAGAAGUUAAUACUUGGUUGCAUAACCUUUAUUUUUGAUAACUGCUCUCUAUUGUUUCUUUUGGAAUAGAAUUCCAGGCGAC
This is a messenger RNA of Acanthoscelides obtectus, 4516 nucleotides long. The record is from the annotation of a GenBank genome assembly. NCBI's taxonomy places the organism in Eukaryota, Metazoa, Arthropoda, Insecta, Coleoptera, Chrysomelidae.